CUUAGGCAAUUUUAUCACAAACAAAAAGACAAAGACCGACGUCUGCGAACUUGGGUAAACCUUAUGGCAGAGCGCUUGGAGCAAUCGGGCAGCGAUGCGAAUGCUUCAUACGCAAAACAACUACGCGUGGUCAUUGCCAAACUGAACAGCAUUGAUACUGAUUCCAGGAAUACAGACGGGAAAAGUGAGGAGCAGGAUAGCGAUGAAAGUGGAGAGGAUAUUACAAAACACCCGCAGCUACUGGACGAAUCGGCUAUAGCACUCGCGUGCGAAGGACUGGGGCGGUCGGAACUGUAUGCUGUGGAGCACCAGUUGCACCGAAUGAAAGAUCUACACGAGGCCGAAGAGAUAGAACGUCAGAUGCGGAACAUGACGACCAUCAUCAAGCAGCUCUACCGCCGAGACACGCGUAUGCUGCAAUGCAUGGAGGUGCUUGGCACACAACUGCAGGCCUCUGGCGACCACAAGCUGUGGAUAGACACGUAUCAAAGCAUGGCCCAGCGCUGCGGCACGGACGAGGCCAGUAUAAACAACAAGGAAAAGGCGGCGGUAGGUAAACAGAUCGAACUGGACCGGUCCCAAAUGGACUUGGCGGCGGGUGCGGGUGAUGCGAAGGGUGGGUUGACCCGUACGCUGAGUCGGUCACUGAGUAACCUGUCGCGCUCGCUGUCGAACCUGAGUGCGAGUAAUGGGAAUGCGCCGGGCGGGAGCGGAAACGACGUGGCGAAUACCGGGACGAAUACCGGGACAAGAAGUGGUCGCGGUCCGGGUCAGGCCCAAGCCCAGGCCCAGGCUCAAGCGGGUGCGAGUGGGGAAGCGGGCGAUAGUAGGCAAACUACGAGUGGCAGGGGAGCGAACGAACGCGGUAGCACCAGUAGACGGACAUCAGCGUCACAGACCAACGGCCAAGGCGACGCAGCCGCCAAGGCUAAAGCCGAGGCCGAGGACGUGGAUGUGUAUGGGGGUGGUAGACCGAAUGGGCUCAGUAAUGCCAGUGCUGCGGUUGGUAGUGGUGGAAUGGGUAUUGUGCGAGCCAGGCGACGGUCGUUGGAGAUGGCUAGGGCGUCGGAUUCGGCGCGGGCGUCGUGCGUCGGGGACGCAAAUCCGGCGCGUGACACGCGACGUGGCCGUAGGCACGCGCGCACACAGUCGCGCGAACGGCCACGGUUGGGCUCGCGGACAAGCACUAGCUCGAGUGCGAGUACCAGAUCCAGGGAUGGGGGCGAUACACAUACACGCACACAAAGGAAGAGCCAGCAAUCGAAUGCAGAGGAUGGCAAGGGUGGUGUGCGGGAACGGCGGUCUGUAAGUGUGAAGUCGCAAGACGACGGUGUGAUGGGGACUGAAAUAACGAAAGGGAUAACAGCCACUGAGAGCGCGUUGAGUGCGACCAAUGCGGCGGAAAGCAGCGCCAGCAGCACGCCUUUGGAUGAAACGGCGCACAGUACAACUGAUGAGACUGGGGCAAGUAGUACAACCGAAUCGGCUGUGGAAAGUACAGCCGAUGCCACUGUGGAGAGUGUAACGGAUACAGCAGCCGAGACAUGUAUAGCCAAUACCACUGUGCCCGGCACAGCCGAGACGACUGGAGAUAAGGCAGCCGGUGUAGCUGAGGCACGGACGGCAGAGGCACCCACACAUACGGCUGAGCUUGACACAGCAUGUGCACCUGUGGAAAAUGCGACAGGUACGGCUGAGGGCAGUAUAGUAGACCCUGUGAUGAAAAAUGCCACAGAUGCGACUGUGGACAGUAGAGCCGAUACAGCUGUGGAAUAUACAACAAACCCGGCUGAGAAGGGCACCGACGAUGUACCUGUCGACAAUGCCACAUCAACAGAUACGCCCGUGAAAAUCGCAGAAGACCCGGCUGGGGAAAGCCCAGUAGAUACAGUCGAGCAGCGUACCUCAGGUAAGGCUGUGGACGAUCCAACAGACACAGCUGUGGAAAGCUCACCAGCGGCAAUUGCGGAUAGCACUGAUAAGGCCAGCGCACGAGUGACGGCAGAGUCUGACGGCGACGACUGCGAUGCGGUGGAGCGAAGGGGUAGUUGAGACUGAGACACUCGCAUACAUUGUACAUCUCAGAUGAAUUAGUAAUAUAGAGGAGGCUGUGCAGACUUUGUUCUGAUUAAAGUGGUAGAGAUCCCGUUCACCCGGUGUGCUGGGUCAUAUCUACCAAAACUUUCUGGUUGGGCUUAGUCGGCGGUGCGGACUAACAUCUGGGGAGGUCGGUCAUGGACCACUCCAAAAAUGGAUUGAAAUUCGAAUGCUAAGGAUAGUAAUUGGCGUGUUUAAUCGCAAGGAGCAAAAUUAGCGUUCCAAAUCCUCUAUAGACAAAUGAUGUUGUAUAAUGAGAAUUCGAAAUAAAGUAGGUGGAAUCCCAUCAUGCUAUAGAGCC
Sphaeroforma arctica JP610 is the source of this 2398-nucleotide messenger RNA. RefSeq lists its product as hypothetical. Lineage: Eukaryota; Ichthyosporea; Ichthyophonida. The record is from RefSeq and is a predicted model, not a curated record. Bases 64 to 2052 code for a protein of 662 amino acids. The transcript is spliced from 4 exons.